Cloeon dipterum is the source of this 2832-nucleotide messenger RNA. Its product is annotated as thyroid hormone receptor beta-A-like. NCBI's taxonomy places the organism in Eukaryota, Metazoa, Arthropoda, Insecta, Ephemeroptera, Baetidae. Gene Ontology annotation, molecular function: nuclear receptor activity; zinc ion binding; RNA polymerase II cis-regulatory region sequence-specific DNA binding. Gene Ontology annotation, biological process: positive regulation of transcription by RNA polymerase II; cell differentiation; negative regulation of transcription by RNA polymerase II. The record is from RefSeq and is a predicted model, not a curated record. The transcript has 7 exons. Bases 924 to 2786 code for a protein of 620 amino acids.
GUUCUUUUAAUCUUUAAUUGCAAAAAUGCAAUUACAGCCGGCAGACUUCAUUAGAAGUUAAAAGACAAUCCCAAGCGCCCGCUCGUAAAACGACAAUGCUUGUCAUAGAAUAACGAACGCGUUUAUGGCCUAUUUGCAAGUGACUCGGGAAUGUGCCACAUGCAGGUGUGCUCACUCCUAAGAUUCGCAGCACAGCUUCCAUAAAUCAGCCCUGCAAACUGUGACCAGAUAUAAUUAUUGCAAACGGUGACAUUAACAUGCCGCACGGGGUGUGAAAAAUAGCUCACACAUUGGAUGUGACACAAAUUCAAUAACAUUUUUAUCGCGAAAUAUAAAUUUAAUAAAAAUAUUGACAUAGCAUUUCAAUGAGUUUUUAAAAUCUUAGAGGUGUGCAUUUUAUUAAUAAAGAAAUACGAAAAAACUUGACGAACCAAUCUUCGUUUAUGAGUUUAACCCUUAAAACUAGGCUCUUACAGGAAUCUCUAAGGGACAAUUUUUCACAACCCUUUUCUAGGAACUUGCACAUCUAACUCAAAGAGUGAUGUCAACCUCAGUUUUUUUCACGUGUGUGGCACACAUAUUUCCCAUUAAUUUUUCUUCCGCGUAUUGUAACUAUUUUAUAGCUCUGCCGCAGCAUACAUUAUGCAGAAACGCAUUACCCGUCUAAUAUAAAAUUAUUGUUAUUAAUAAUAAUGAACACAAUUGCACGCAGCCUUGCUUUUUACUAUUGCCGUGUGUUUUACGACCGUUUGCCGAAUGGAAUCAAUCAGCCGCCUCUCCCUUCUGCAAAAAGGGUGUUAGGAGCUGCGAGCAGGUCUUUUCUUUAUUAUCUGGCAUAUGUGCACGCGGCCCUCUGCCUCAUUCUGAGAUAAAGCAGAUUGCAGAGCGUGCGGUUCGAUCUGUUCCGCUCGUUCGGAAGCACCAUGAGCACCACCGCCGAGCCUCUUGCUGUCCUCGAGCACCGACACGCUCCUUGGAUGCAGCAUGCCACCGGUGCUUACGUCGGCCGGGGUCGGCGCGGUGGCUGCUCGUCGGCUGCCAAGGACAGCGGCCAGCAGGGUCUCAGCAAGAGCCCGACCGGCCACAAGCCCCACCGAAUCUGCGGCGUGUGUGGCGACCGCGCCAGAUCGCUCCACUUUGGUGGCCUCUCCUGUGACAGCUGCAAGGCCUUCUUCCGCAGGGCUGUCCAGAGUGGCACCUACAAGAGCUUCCAAUGUCCUCAUCAACCUGGAGGGUGGAACAAGUUCUGUGUGAUCACCGUGGCUUCACGGAAGAGCUGCCAGAAGUGCCGAUUUGAGGCUUGCGUGCAGAUCGGAAUGGAAAUUUCUUGGGUGAUGAGCGAAGCCGAGAGGCAGAGGCUGCUCAUAUCUCGCAUGGCCAAAAAGCGCAAGCUAGACGAUGGAGACGCGCAGAACGCGACACCGAGCAGCUCGACUUCUGAGCCGAACAGCCCUGUGCUCCUCAAUAAGGCCAGACCCCAUCAAGACUAUCUCUGGCCUCUCUACCCUGAUAAUGUGUGCCUUGAAUCGUUCAUGAGCCCGGCCGAGGCAGGUGCCAUUGAAAAAGUGAAGCAGGCGUGGAGCAACUCUAUGCAGCUCAUCCCAGCGACCCGGCUGGAGGGGCGAGAUUUGAGCAAUAUGGAUUUCAACCACACUGAGUGCAUCAGAGCGAUCAACGGCUCCAUCAAAAGGUUUCAAGUCUUUGCGUCCCCAUUGUUCGUUGACACUGAUGUGGUUGACAAGGACAAGAAAACCAUUCUGAAGAGUUGCAUGCUGGACCUCUGCAUUUUGAGAGCGGCGCUGAAUCAUUUCCGAGGGGCAAACGUGUUGGAGAAAAUCUUUCCAACAAAUCUGCAUGAGGUGCACAUUCGGUUUGUGAAAGGCCUGCAGGAACUUUCCCUUGACCAGACCACCAUGCUGCUGUUUUUGGUUGUCAUUCUUCUCAGCCCUGACCGUCCAGCUCUUGAGCAGCCAAAGAAGUUGGAGAAGAUGCAGGAGUACUACCUGCUGCUUUUGUACAAAUACAUGGUUGGCCGGUACGGCAUGCCAAAAGCCUCCGUUCUCUACCCAAAGCUGCUCAGCAAGAUGGCAGACAUUCAGGAACUGAGUGACUGCCAUCAAGAGAACUACUUGCAGUUCGCUCAACACGAAGUACUAUCAGUGAAGGAGGAGUUGAACCGCAUCCAGUGCUCUGAUUGCCCUCCGUCCUACGAAGCUGCCUACUCUGGUGAACAGCACCACCUGAGCUCUUUUGACCAGACCUUCGCCUCACCUGUAACCUCUCCCACCAGCGAGCAAUACUUGCCGACACCCACCCCACAGAGCUUCUACUCGCAGACAGCGUCGCCCAACUCUGACGCUGGCUACAUGUCCUACGAGGAGAAGCAGGGCUUUUUCUUUGAAGGAGUGCAGCCCAAUAACUUCAUGCAAGAUUUUCAGAAUAAUACUCUACUGCAAGGGCAGUGCUUCCAGCAAGAAAUGUGCCUGCCGCAGAACACGCAGCAGUUCCAGUACCCUGCCAACCAGUUCAACUAUGAUGAGGGCAAGCUUGGACAAUUCCAAGCCACUUGUGCGAGCCCAAAUGAUGGAGUUACUCACAGCCAGUCUGGGCUGUCACCUAGCCUGGAAUCCAGCCUUGGCUCCAGCCUCAGCACCAAUUACGGGUCGAGUCCGAAAGAACUGAGUAGCGAAGAAUAUUUGCCAACAGAUUUCCCGCAGUCAGUUUUCCCGCUCGAUCAAGACACGGACAACACGAGUGUUUACUUCAAUGUGUUUCAAAAGUGCUGACCACCUUAAGCUUUAUGCAUUUUUUCUAAAUAAACGCAAAACUAAA